Molecule: messenger RNA, 936 nt
Organism: Sciurus carolinensis (gray squirrel)
Lineage: Eukaryota; Metazoa; Chordata; Mammalia; Rodentia; Sciuridae
Product: olfactory receptor 7G2-like
Exons: 1
Coding region: 1-936 (311 amino acids)
Biological process (GO): G protein-coupled receptor signaling pathway
Cellular component (GO): membrane
Molecular function (GO): olfactory receptor activity; G protein-coupled receptor activity
Source: RefSeq, a predicted model, not a curated record
AUGGAACCCACAAACCAAACCACUGUUUCAGAAUUCCUUCUUCUGGGACUGACAGAUGACCCAACACUGCAGCCCCUCAUCUUCAGCCUCUUCCUGUCGUAUCUGGUCACCAUCCUGGGGAACCUGCUCAUCAUCCUGGCUGUCAACUCUGACCCCCACCUCCACAACCCCAUGUACUUCUUCCUCUGCAGUCUCUCCUUUAAUGAUAUCUGUUUAGGCACAUGUAUAAUCCCAAAGAUGCUACUGAGCAUCCAAAACCAGGAUCAGAGAAUCACUUAUGCAGGCUGCCUAACCCAGGUGUGCUUUGUCAUAGUAUUUGCACUUUUAGAAAAAUUUUUCCUUGGGGUAAUGUCCUAUGACUGCUCUGUGGCCAUUUGUCACACCCUGAGGUACAGAGUCAUCAUGAACCCCUGCCUCUGUGUCCUUUUGAUCAUGAUCUCCUUGCUUAUCAGCAUUUUUCAUGGCUUACUGCGUAGUCUGAUGGUGCUGAGGCUGUCCUUCUGCGUAGACCUGGAGAUUCCCCACUUCUUCUGUGACUUUGCUCAAGUUGUCAACCUGGCCUGUUCUGACAGCCUAGUUGAAAACAUACUGAUAUAUGUUUCGUCUUGCAUAUUUGUUGGUGUUCCUCUCUCUGGGAUCAUUUUCUCUUACAUUCACAUCAUGUCCUCUGUCUUGAGAAUGCCCUCAUCAGAAGGAAAUCAUAAAGCCUUUUCCACCUGUGGGUCUCCCCUGUCUGUCGUCUCCUUGUUCUAUGGGACAGGUUUUGGGGUGUACAUUAGCUUUGCAGUGACUGAAUCUCCCAGGAAGUCUGCAGUGGCUUCAGUGAUGUAUACUCUGGUCCCUCAGAUGCUGAACCCUUUUAUCUAUAGCCUGAGGAACAGGGACAUGAAGGAGGUCUUGAGGAAACUCACUGGAAUGAGGACUUCUCUUCUAUGA